AUGGGCGCCAAACAACCCCCCUCCGGCCCGGGCAGACCCGUCUCGGGCAAGAACACUCCCAAUGCCGCGUCCUCCUCCGGCGGCCGGAACGACAACCGACGCGUCAAGGUCCAGGUCGCCCGCAGCAUCCCCGUCGAGCCCGCUCAGUCGGCCCUGCGCGACGGCGAGCUCGACCUGCAGGCGUUUGUGGCCGCGCACGAGUUCGAGGUGCGCGCGCUGGAGCAGGGAAUGGCCACGUCCAAGGCCGUCCGCAGCUCGCAGGCCGACCACGACGCGCGCGCGCCUGCGGGCCGAGACGGCGAGGCGGCUGCGGCUCCUCGCGGCGAGGACCCGGCGGCGAAAGGCGACGGGCGACAAGGGAGGAGGAGGAGGGAAGGACAAGGCGGCACCGCGUCCCAAGAUUCGAAGAAAUCAACUCAACGAACCCCCGAGGCCGCCCGCGCGGUUCCGAAAACGACAGACGCACAAGACCUGGCUGCCGACGCAUCUCUGGCACGCCAAGCGCGCGAGGAUGACCGCCCCGAGCAGCCCCCUGUGGCGGGCGAGCGGGGGACGUUGGUCUGGGAUACGAGCUACAUGAGCACCAUUGGCGUCUACGGCCACGAGGCUGGGCUCUGUCGCGUGCUGAAGCGGAUCGGCUUCACCGACGACGCAUACUGGAACAACAAGGGCAAGAAAUGGAGAGCAGGCACGCGUUCACGCUCCGCCGUCAUCAGCAGGGAUCGCAAGGGACGGCCACGGCCAAUGUGUCCCUGCACGGUCGUGUGGAAUCCCGAACCCGUCGUGCAGGACGAGAACAAGACGCAGCGACAGCUGUUCUUGCGCAUGCAUCCGUCUGCGUUCAAGGAAGUAUUCGACGAGCUGCUUCGACUGAUCAAGAUGGAGACGCCGCGGCUAUACAUCGAAGACCUGCGAUUUGAGAUUGGGAGCAUCGAGCUCACUGGCCCUGCGUCUACGGAGGCGCUGCUGGCGGUGCUUACGCCUCACCCAGCCGCAGAAGGGUCGAGCCGGAAUCAAGGGGCAGUUUUUCAAUCUCUACACGGCCUCACAAACCCGUCGUCGCUGACGGCAAACGCAACCCUGGCAUUUACUGUGCAAGACCCGCGGCUCAGAUACCCACCGAGGCGACUUGAAGGCUGGGACGACGACAGACUACAGGAGAAGCUCAUGGAAUCUAUAACAAGCUGGCCUGUCGAUUGCGAACUGGACCGAAAUCUACUCUUCGACAGGAAUGCCCGGCACAGGGCUUCCGGGCUGCCCACGCAGCAGGCCAUCUACAAGCGGCGGAGCGGCACCACGCCAGGUGGUCUCAUCGAGCCAGGCACAGGUGAUCCAGAGAUACCCAUCACCCUGCUGGCCGCGCGAUCCUCUUCCGCAACGCAGACGCAGGGGUCCUGGACCCUGAUGCUGCCGUGGAAGUGCGUGCUGCCCGUGUGGCACAGCCUGGUGCAUUGCCCGCUGAUAUCCGGCGGCAACCCGCGCUUCGCGGGCGUCGACGAGGCCAUGCAGGUGGCCUUUGAGCGCGGCGUGCCCUGGUUCCCCGCCGACUACCCGGGCACCGACGCGGGCGCCGGCUGGGAGCUCGCGCAGCGCGCCAAGCGCAGGAAGGACUACGACAGGCGGCCGAAGAGCAAGAGGACCGAGUGGGCGUCGCUGGACCUGGGCAUCGGCCGCAAGGGGGAGGUCGGGGACGGUCUGGCGUGUGACUUUGAGCUCCUCUUUAGCCUGAAGCCUGAGGGCGGAAAUGACAAAGGUGCAGCGGGACCAGAGGGGGAUGCGAUGGAGGGCGUUGAGAUGACAGUGCAGGCACCAAGUCCACCGAGGGAUGUGGAUUGCCUCGGGCUCUUGAACCAAUUCUCGAGAGCAGACAUGCAGGCUCAUCUUACCUCGACAAUGCUGCAACCUCUACCAGAUAAUGCGAUUGCGAGCGUCCGCAUUACCAUGCUUGGUCGGGGGGUAGCCAAGAGCUGCGCCCGGAUAUACCGCUUGCCGAGACCCUGCACGGCGGCGCCGGAACCAUCCAGCGUACAAGUUCCCUCGACCGUUCCAGACGGCGCGACGGAGACACCCCACGCACUGCCCUCCAAGUUACGAGCGCAGUGGCUCGCCAAAAUGCCGACAGAGUCCCCGGCGUCAAAGAAGGCACCUUGUAGGUCCGAUGAAAUGUACAUGCAUCACCGGAAGCGCCUGCUCGCCCAGACACUGACGGCGCCGCCCGGUACGGCAGCGGCGGCCGAGGCCACCAGCAACCACCCGCUGGUGCCGGACGCCGCGGACCUCGUCGGUUUCGUGACCUCGGGCGCGUACAACAUGGCCCGCGGACGGGGCACGGCGGUGGGCGCGGUGUCGGUGGAAAAGGUGCUGCUGGAUCUGCGCGCCACGCCCAAGGAGGCGAGGCUGUGCAUCGUGCGGAACGCGGGUGAGAAUGUGGGCUGGCUGGCGCGGUGGGAGCAUGGAUAA
Molecule: messenger RNA, 2460 nt
Organism: Cordyceps fumosorosea ARSEF 2679
Lineage: Eukaryota; Fungi; Ascomycota; Sordariomycetes; Hypocreales; Cordycipitaceae
Product: popld
Exons: 2
Coding region: 1-2460 (819 amino acids)
Biological process (GO): tRNA 5'-leader removal
Cellular component (GO): nucleolar ribonuclease P complex; ribonuclease MRP complex
Source: RefSeq, a predicted model, not a curated record